Dissoconium aciculare CBS 342.82 is the source of this 3998-nucleotide messenger RNA. RefSeq names its product chromatin remodelling complex ATPase chain ISW1. Gene Ontology annotation, molecular function: ATP hydrolysis activity; ATP binding; histone binding. Gene Ontology annotation, biological process: nucleosome organization; regulation of transcription by RNA polymerase II. NCBI's taxonomy places the organism in Eukaryota, Fungi, Ascomycota, Dothideomycetes, Mycosphaerellales, Dissoconiaceae. The transcript is spliced from 2 exons. The record is from RefSeq and is a predicted model, not a curated record. The coding region runs from base 251 to 3547 and encodes 1098 amino acids. Gene Ontology annotation, cellular component: chromatin; nucleus.
GUCCUUUCUUGGAAUGAACUCCCCACACACGUCUGCCUGCGUUCUCUUCCAACAACUUCACCAUCUCGCAGUUAAAGCGCAAUCGCUAACUGCAACGGACUUUUGUACAGUCGCGGAUUCUUCGCUAUCUCGGUGAACGAGCUGAAGACGCGUCCGAAAGAUAAUUGGCCGGCAGUCGAGCCAUUGCCAGCUGCUGAGCGCGACUUCUUCCUUUGCGUGUGAGUUUCACGAUCGCAAUCACAUCACCACCAUGAGCACAUCAAAUGCUCUCGGCGCAGGCGACGCAAGCCUACCGGACAACAUGGACAUCGACACUCCAGAUUACACAGAUUCCGAGUCGAACCCAACCGGGACUGUCAACAGUAUUGCUGGGGAUGCAUCAAAUCCGGAUGGUCGUAAACGAAGAUGGGAAGGCAAUGCACUGCGGAAAAGCAUCAUUGGCAAAAAGCAUGAUCGCUUGGGAGAAAGCAAAGAGGAUGAUUCAAUCCGACGGUUUCGAUACCUGUUAGGCUUGACUGACCUGUUUCGUCACUUUAUUGACACGAAUCCCAACCCCAAAAUUCGCGACAUCAUGGCCGAGAUCGACCGUCAAGACCAGGGGGAGGAGACCACAGCUGCUGGAAAUAAAAGAAAAGGCGGUGCGGGAGGAGAGAGGCGGAGACGUACAGAGAAAGAAGAAGACGCGGAUCUCAUUCGACAGGGCAAACAAGAAGGCGAACAGGCACAGACAAUCUUCCGGGAAAGCCCAAGCUAUAUCCAAGGUCAAAUGCGAGACUACCAGGUGGCUGGUCUCAAUUGGCUGAUCAGUCUUCAUGAGAAUGGUAUUUCAGGCAUUCUCGCUGAUGAAAUGGGUUUGGGGAAGACCUUACAAACCAUUUCUUUCAUUGGAUAUCUGCGAUUCGUUCAAGAAAUCACCGGUCCUCAUCUCGUGGUCGUGCCCAAGUCAACACUUGACAACUGGAAGCGCGAGUUUGCCAGAUGGAUUCCGGAGAUCAACGUGCUUGUGCUUCAGGGUGCAAAGGAAGAACGUCACCAGCUGAUCAACGAGCGGUUGGUGGACGAAAAAUUUGACGUCUGCAUCACGUCGUAUGAGAUGAUCCUUCGGGAAAAGAGCCAUCUCAAGAAGUUCGCAUGGGAAUACAUCAUCAUUGACGAGGCACAUCGUAUCAAGAACGAAGAAUCGUCGCUCGCACAGAUUAUUCGAAUAUUCAACUCGCGUAAUCGCUUGCUCAUCACCGGAACACCAUUACAAAACAAUCUGCACGAACUGUGGGCUCUGCUGAAUUUCCUGCUGCCUGAUGUCUUUGGUGAUGCCGAGGCAUUUGAUCAGUGGUUUAGUGCUCAGGAUGCGGAUCAGGAUACUGUCGUUUCACAAUUGCACCGCGUCUUACGACCUUUCCUGCUUCGUCGUGUCAAGGCCGAUGUCGAAAAGAGUCUGCUACCGAAGAAGGAGAUCAACCUCUACGUUGGCAUGAGCGACAUGCAAAUCAAAUGGUACAAGAACAUCCUGGAAAAGGAUAUCGAUGCUGUCAACGGCGCCAACGGCAAGAAGGAGAGCAAGACUCGGUUGUUGAACAUUGUCAUGCAAUUGCGAAAGUGCUGCAACCAUCCAUACCUGUUCGAUGGUGCCGAGCCGGGACCGCCAUACACGACCGAUGAACAUCUCAUUGACAACUCUGCCAAAAUGGUCAUGCUCGAUAACCUGCUUAAGCGCAUGAAAGCCCAAGGGAGUCGUGUGCUGAUUUUCUCUCAAAUGUCUCGCGUGUUGGAUAUCAUGGAGGAUUACUCGGUAUUCCGCGGCUACCAGUACUGCCGUAUUGAUGGUUCCACGGCGCAUGAGGACCGCAUUGCAGCCAUUGACGAUUACAACAAAGAGGGUUCCGAGAAGUUCUUGUUCUUGCUCACAACUCGUGCCGGUGGUCUGGGUAUCAAUUUGACCACAGCCGACAUUGUGGUUCUUUUUGAUUCCGAUUGGAACCCACAGGCCGAUUUGCAAGCCAUGGAUCGUGCCCAUCGAAUCGGUCAGAAGAAACAGGUCAUGGUUUUCCGUUUUGUCACAGAGAACGCCAUUGAAGAAAAGGUGCUGGAGCGUGCAGCUCAGAAACUUCGUCUUGAUCAACUAGUCAUUCAACAAGGUCGCGCUCAGCAGCAGGCCAAGCAGAACUCUUCCAAGGAUGAAUUGCUCGGCAUGAUUCAGCAUGGAGCAGAGACAAUCUUCGAAGCCAAAGAGGGCACCAAAGUGACGGACCUCUCAGAUGGUGGUUUUGAUGAGAUCCUCAAGCGAAGUGAGGAGCGCACCAAAGAGAUGAAUUCGAAGUACGAGAAACUUGGUCUAGAUGACUUACAAAAGUUCACCUCCGAGGCCGGUGCAGCGUAUGAGUGGAACGGUGAGAGUUUCAUCAACAAGAAGAAAGAGAUUGGUCUCAGCUGGAUCAAUCCAGCCAAACGUGAGCGUAAGGAGCAAUCCUAUUCAAUGGACAAGUACUACCGAAACGCGCUCAUGACUGGUGGACCUCGGCCGGACCCCAAGCCCAAAGUUCCACGAGCUCCUCGACAGAUGGCCAUGCACGAUUACCAAUUCUUCUCUCCUAGGCUCGGUGAUCUGCAGGAGAGGGAGACUGCAUGGUUCAGAAAGGAGAACGGUAUCAAAGCACCGUUGGCAGAUGGAGAUGAGGAUACCCUCGAGCAACGCCAGCAGGACCAAGAAUUAGAGCAGAGUACCAUUGAUCAGGCCGAGCCCUUGACUGAAGAAGAGAUCGCAGAGAAGGAGCAGCUUGGCGAAGGUGGUUUUGGCGAGUGGAACAAACGUGACUUCCAACAAUUCAUCAACGGCAGCGCCAAAUACGGCCGAAAUGACUACGAAGGCAUCGCGACUGAAGUUGAUUCGAAGGAUGCCAAAGAAGUCAAGGAAUACGCCAAGGUAUUCUGGAAACGCUACAAGGAGAUUGCAAACCAUGAAAAGCACAUCGCGGCCAUCAAGGAUGGCGAGCAGAAAGCCGCUCGGGUCAUCGAGCAGCGCGAUUUGCUCAAGAAGAAAAUGGCCAUGUACCGGGUCCCUCUGCAACAAUUGAAGCUCAACUACACCGUCAGCACCACGAACAAGAAGGUCUAUACUGAAGAGGAAGACCGUUUCCUGCUGGUCAUGCUCAACAAACACGGCCUCGACACGGAAGGCCUGUACGAGAAGAUCCGCGACGAAAUCCGUGAGAGCCCACUCUUCCGCUUCGACUGGUUCUUCCUCUCGCGUACCCCUCAGGAACUCAGUCGACGUGGUGCGACUCUCAUCACUACUGUCACACGUGAAAUGGAAGGCGGCAAAGAGAACGGCAAGGAGAACGGCAAACGCGCACACGAGGAGGAGGAAGAGGAAGAGGAAGACAAGGACGGAGCUGCGAAAAAGAAAGGCCGCGUUUCUAUCGGAACCGCAAAGAACAAGGCCGUGAAUGGCGUCAAGGGCACCCCCAAUGGCAACUCUCGCGCCGCGAGCGUCGAUACCAAUGCUUCGGGCGGUGGCGGCAAGGCGAAGGGCAAGAAAGGCAAGAAAUGAGCCUCUCACGCCUGAGGACCCAACUUUUCCGUUUUCUCCGGAACAGGAUUAUUUUUUCUUCAGGGCAAGGGAUUUUUCCAGGGGAACAGGCGGUGUUUUCCCUCAAGCGGAGAGGAGAGAGGCACUAAUUAAUCCUCCGGAAUCGUGAGGAAUGGCCCUAUUUGCAAGUGCAAGCCUCAUUGUCAGCGUUGCAUCAAGUACGAUUGUUUUUUUCUUCGAUGUCAUCAUUUUAUGACAACAAUCGUCUGUGGGAACAGAGAUCAUUUCUCAGUGUUCGGGUCGUCAUCAAACGUUGAUCUUUCCUUCUGCACUCUCUCGAGCUUCGAUCCGCAUCUGUGUAGAUAAAUGGAUGUGCUGCUAGCGAAAAUACCGAUUUGGGCACAACCUUUUCGAUGACGGCGUGCCUUCAUCAUCCAUGAGAUUUGAGAGUUCUUGCCUUUCUCUUUCCAUA